Fomitiporia mediterranea MF3/22 is the source of this 1934-nucleotide messenger RNA. RefSeq lists its product as uncharacterized. Bases 19 to 1443 code for a protein of 474 amino acids. Lineage: Eukaryota; Fungi; Basidiomycota; Agaricomycetes; Hymenochaetales; Hymenochaetaceae. The transcript is spliced from 6 exons. The record is from RefSeq and is a predicted model, not a curated record. Gene Ontology annotation, cellular component: CCR4-NOT complex.
GGCCGCAAUCCGACCGGCAUGUGCGUUAGCAGGUCUCUCUAUUGCGCUCAGCGCGUAGGCCAUCGCUCCUCUUCUUUCGCUCCGACCACGAUGCAGACGGCUGGAUAUCGUCCAUCGCCAAUGCAUACAGCGUCUCCGACACCGACAGGUGACCCUGUCCGCGCUUCUGUGGCGCACCUGCUUGCCCGUGCACACGGCAUUCCGUGUUCAGCUGCCGCACAGGCAUUUGCCCAGCUGGUGCAACCUGCAGCACGCUUUGGCAUCGCACUAGAUGUGCUGUUGCCUCUCUUAUCUGGUCAAGCCGAGACAACACGCCGUAUACUGGCUGCAUACAUUUUGUACUACAUGUAUGCGACCCAUCCGAUAGCGAUAAAUCCGUUUCGGAGUGCGUUUGCGGAAGUAUUUGUUCGCGAGCGAGAUGUGUCGCGUGCUGAGACUGAGCGCGGUGGCGUUAGUGAGAAUGAGCAGCUCGUCUGGGUCCUCUGGAAGAUCCUAAAGGGAGAUGGAAACGACCUUGGACCGUAUUCGCCUGCAACCUUGGCACAGUCGCCUCUUCCUCCUAAGCUCCGUGCCGCUCAACUUACUAUUGACGAUGCGCUUACCUUAGACGAUGAUGAAGCGCCAGGACAAGUUUCAGGUGAUAAGCGUACGCUAAUACAGUCUGGGACAGCAGGUGCUUCUCCAGCACCUUCUGCAGCACGUACUCCAAUUGAGGGUGCGAAUGAAAUACGGGCAUCUCCUUUGCCACCAGGUGAUGACUCUAAAUUUGAGUUUUUGGAACAUGGAAUGCGCCUCCUGCUUGCCGCAUGUCAGCGGGUCUUGACAUUGUCAGAGCAAAGAGUAGUCGUGCUUACCCUACCGCACUUCGCACCGCAUACACUCGUUCCAUUACAUUCUCUGCCACCGCUUCUUGCUCUCAACCCGGCACUAGGGCAUCCCCUCAUCGUCGCCCUUCUUAAUACUUCACGGGAUUCUCCGUCCGGCUCUUCGUUCACACGUGCCGAUGUAUUCGAUAUCCUUCGUCAAUUGCCACCCACGUUACCCUCCUUUGACAUUCUAGGCCGUCUGCUACGCGAUCCGACAAUCGUUCCUAUCGCCGAUAAUCUCGACGAUAGCAGAGAAGACAGGCAGCAGAUCAACGGCAUCCCAACAACGACUAUUGCCGACCUAACGCGCACGGAAGUCCUUGGGUCGUUUGUUCUUAAUGCAAUAGCUUGGGUCGAACGGUCGGAGUUGGAGGCAAGGGAAGGUCUGAUCAGCGACGAUCGCGCUGCGAAAGGCGUUCAGAAUUUGUGCCGGUUCUAUAACUCGCUGAUCAAGCUCGGUCUCAUCGAUCCGAGCUCGGACGUUGAGUCGGCGGAGAUGGCUCACUUUGCGCUCGCACAUGCCAACUAUGAAGAUGCCAAUGCGCUUUAUCGUGUCCUCGUUAUGGGGAAAUUCUAACCCUUCUUCGGAAACGAAAACUCAUUUUUCUUCUUGGUUUCUUCGCGACACCAGAAAACGAACCAGGCCAAAUCGAAUACUUCAAAUCAAACCAACUCUCGGAAAAGGAAAAUAAUAAUUAAUAUGCGAACAUUUUUUGGAUUGCGCAUGGCUUGAUAAUUCUCUCUUCUCCUUCACCUCGGAAUCGCGCAAUUGAAAAAUGGUAUUACUUUAGAUGGGUUUUCGUAUUGCUUUUCUGUCACUCUUUUUUUCUGAUUAAUUGGCUCCCUGCCUCUCGGGUCUAUCUGUCCUUUACCGCGGUUCGCUCUUGUCGAUUCUUACCCCAUGUUUGCAAAUGCAUCACUCCUACCUCUAUCAUGCCUCCCGUCCUGUCUUUUUUUACCUCAGUGUCACCUGGCAGCUCCUGUCUUUUUAUUAGAUAUUUGUAGUAUUUUCUCUCUCUUUGAUAUGGUGGAUUAUUACGACUUGUAUGCACAUAGGGUGUUUGAUAC